Molecule: messenger RNA, 438 nt
Organism: Ostertagia ostertagi
Lineage: Eukaryota; Metazoa; Nematoda; Chromadorea; Rhabditida; Trichostrongylidae
Source: the annotation of a GenBank genome assembly
AUGACUUUUUUUCAGAAAUCUCUCCCUACAUGCCACAAGUGCUCAGAGAAGAUCAGCGAACAGCUUUUGAAAGCUCUAGGUUCCGAUUUCCAUCCGACCUGUUUCACUUGCGAGGAAUGUAAAAAGGGGCUUAGCGGUGUGCCGUUCAAUGUUGACAACGAAAACAAAGCCUACUGCACUAAUUGCUUCAUAGACAAGUUCGCUCCACGUUGCGAUGUGUGCAACAAGCCGAUUAUAGCCAAGGAAGGAGAGAAGGAAGCGACACGAUACCUAGCCAUGGGCAGGUCAUUCCAUCCGGAAUGCUUCAAAUGCGAGGACUGUAGUAGCGUGUUAUCCGCCGAUGGCGGCGAGGCCGGUUGCUAUCCACUGAAUGAACGUCUAUUGUGUAAAAACUGCCACAUGAAAAAACUCAAGGCAGACAAGGAAAAGCAAAGCAAC